Phycodurus eques (leafy seadragon) is the source of this 8445-nucleotide messenger RNA. It is a transcript of the gene kif13a, whose product is annotated as kinesin family member 13A. Gene Ontology annotation, cellular component: adherens junction. Gene Ontology annotation, biological process: regulation of protein localization; microtubule-based movement. Gene Ontology annotation, molecular function: ATP binding; microtubule binding; cell adhesion molecule binding. The record is from RefSeq and is a predicted model, not a curated record. NCBI's taxonomy places the organism in Eukaryota, Metazoa, Chordata, Actinopteri, Syngnathiformes, Syngnathidae. The transcript has 40 exons. Bases 283 to 6096 code for a protein of 1937 amino acids.
ACAGCAGAGCAGAGCAGUCGAGCUCCCGGACGCUCCGUGCAAGAAGAUGGCGGUGGAGAUGCUGUCUGGACGCGGGGUCCAACUCUGGAUUCGCACCUAAAAAAAACACACAAAUCCCGAUGGAUAUAAAGGACAAGCAUGGACGCUUUGCUGACUUUUCUUCUUGACGCACGGACGCUUGUGGGGCGGUUUUGAGCCACGAUCUGUCUCGGUACAAAUCCGGGCUUGUUGGCCGGAGACUUUCCCCGCUGAGAGCUCAAGACGGGCGGAAAGUGGACAAAAAUGUCGGAUACAAAGGUCAAAGUUGCAGUGAGAGUUCGGCCCAUGAACCGCAGAGAAAUGGAGCUGAAUACAAAAUGCGUGGUGGAUAUGGAGGACAACCAGACGGUUCUGCACGCGCCGCCCUCCAAUGCAAAAGGAGACAACAGCAGGAAGCAGUCUAAGGUGUUCGCCUUUGACCAUUGUUUCUGGUCCAUGGAUGAAUCCAACGCUCCCAAAUAUGCCGGUCAAGAGGUGGUGUUCAAGUGCCUUGGAGAGGGAAUACUUGAAAAUGCAUUCCAGGGAUAUAAUGCCUGCAUAUUUGCCUAUGGACAAACAGGUUCUGGAAAGUCAUUUUCCAUGAUGGGGAACGGGGAGCAGCCAGGUUUAAUCCCUCGACUGUGCUGCUCGCUGUUCGAAAGGGUCCACCGAGAGGCAAACGAGGGCCAUACUUUUAAAGUGGAAGUGUCCUACAUGGAAAUCUACAACGAGAAGGUCCGCGACCUACUGGAUCCCAAAGGCCGACAGUCUCUGAAGGUGCGUGAACACAAAGUCCUGGGCCCAUACGUGGAUGGUUUGUCUCAACUGGCCGUGACCAACUUUGAGGACAUCGAGGUGCUCAUGUCGGAGGGGAACAAAUCUCGCACAGUGGCAGCCACCAACAUGAACGAGGAGAGCAGCCGAUCUCACGGCGUCUUCAGUAUCAUCGUCACGCAAACACUCUACGAUCUACAAUCUGGGAAUUCCGGCGAGAAGGUGAGCAAGAUGAGUCUAGUCGACCUGGCAGGAAGUGAACGAGUGUCCAAGACGGGAGCUGCUGGGGAGCGACUAAAAGAAGGCAGCAACAUAAACAAGUCUCUGACCACAUUAGGUUGUGUGAUUUCUGCGCUAGCUGACCAGUCUGCAGGAAAGGGGAAGGCCAAAUUUGUGCCUUACAGAGACUCAGUCCUCACCUGGCUUCUCAAGGACAACCUUGGUGGGAACAGCAAGACAGCUAUGAUAGCCACAGUGAGUCCUGCGGCAGACAACUAUGAAGAAACUCUUUCCACUCUGCGUUACGCCGAUCGAGCUAAGAGGAUCGUCAACCACGCCGUCGUGAACGAAGACCCCAACGCUCGCAUUAUCCGAGAGCUCAGAGAGGAGGUGGAGAAGCUUAAAGUUCAGCUGUCCCAGGCUGAGUCCUUGAAGGCUCCUGAGCUGAAGGAGAAGCUGCAUGAAUCAGAGAAACUUAUCAUGGAGAUGACUGUCACCUGGGAGGAGAAGCUAAGGAAGACUGAAGAGAUCGCCACGGAGCGCCAGAAGCAGCUGGAGAGCAUGGGCAUCUCUCUGGAAACAUCCGGGAUUAAAGUGGGUGAAGACAAGUGUUUCCUGGUCAAUCUGAAUGCGGAUCCUGCCUUAAACGAGCUGCUCGUUUACUAUCUUAAGGAGCGCACGCAUGUCGGUGCUGACACUUCUCAGGACAUUCAACUGUUUGGGAUCGGUAUCCAGCCGCUACACUGUGUACUGGAACUGUGCACGGACGGUGAUGUCACCUUGAUGCCCAUAGGGAACGCCCGGACCUGUGUGAAUGGAACAAUGAUCGACUCUUUGGUGCAUCUCUGGCAUGGAGACCGUAUCUUAUGGGGAAACAACCACUUUUUUAGGAUCAAUUUGCCAAAACGAAAGCGACGGGACCGUUUGAAGGAGCUGGAGAGGGCCUCUCCCAGGGAGAGCUUUGUGGAGGUGGACGUGGAGACUGCCAGUGAGGCAUCUUCAGAGCAGGACUACAGCUAUGAGUUUGCCCAGAUGGAGGUCAUAAUGAAGACUCUGGGAAACAACGACCCCAUGCAGAAUGUGGUCCAGGUUCUGGAAAAGCAGUACCUGGAGGAGAAGCGCACGGCACUGGAGGAGCAGCGGAUGAUGUAUGAGCGGGAGCUGGAAUCGCUUCGGCAACAACUUUCUCCUGAGAAAACACAACAGCACCACCGCAGCAGCAGUGAACGCCUCACGUUCCAGACGCACACACCGCACAGCAAGCUGCGACUGUGGACAGAGGAACGGGAUGAACUUUUCCGACAGAGUCUUUCUCGCCUCAGAGAACAGGUCCUGAGAGCCAACACUCUGGUGCGAGAGGCCAACUUUUUGGCAGAGGAGAUGAGCAAACUGACUGACUAUCAGGUCACGCUUCAGAUUCCUGCAGCCAACCUUAGCGCGAACCGCAAGCGUGGAGCCAUAGUGAGUGAGCCAGCCAUCCAGGUGCGGAGGAAGGGGAGGGGAACUCAGGUGUGGACCAUUGAGAAGUUGGAGAACAAGCUGGUGGACAUGAGAGACCACUACAGGGACUGGAGGGAAGGCUCUGAAGAAGUGUACAACAAGGGAAAUGGUAAACAAUGUGACCCAUUUUAUGAUACACAAGAGAACCACAACCUUGUAGGAGUGGCUAACAUUUUUCUGGAGUGCCUUUUCCAUGAUGUCAAACUGCAAUAUGCUGUUCCCAUCAUCAGCCAACAGGGGGAGUUAGCAGGAAGGCUGCACGUGGAGCUGAUGCGGGUCAGCGGCGCCGUCCCCGAGCGCCUUUGCGGUGGAGACGACUCCUCCGAGAACUCCAGUGAGAGCAGCUGCUUCGAGGUCAUGGACACCAACGGAGAAAUUGUCCACAUGGCCAAGAGGCUCAUUAUCAGGGUUCGCAUCAGGGAGGCGACGGGGCUGCCUCUCAACCUGUCCAACUUUGUCUUCUGUCAGUACACCUUCUGGGAACAUGGCGAACCCACAGUGGCUCCCCCAAUGGUCAGCCCAGAUAGACCGUCCCCUCGGAGCCCUGAUGCACAGUUCAUUGUCCAGUUUGACCACUGCAAGGACUAUGUUGUACAUGUGACAGAUGACUUUGUGGAGUUCAUAUCUGAAGGUGCGUUGGCAAUAGAGGUUUGGGGUCAUUGCUGUGCUGGGAACGGACGUUCUCCGUGGGAGUUAGACGCACUGGAAGCCAAGACUCAGACGCUCCGAGACAGGUGGAGCGAGGUGUCUCGCAGGAUCGAGCUGUGGGUCUCCAUCCAGGAGCUCAAUGAACAGGGAGAGUACGCCGCUGUGGAGCUGCAGCCUGGAAAAGACAUCAGCACAGGAGGAGUCUUCCAACUGCGGCAGGGCCACUCAAGGAGGCUGCAUGUCAGCGUGAAGCCAGUGCAAAACUCAGGAACUCUGCCUCUGCUGAUGGAGGCGAUGCUGUCUGUCUCCAUCGGCUGCGUGACGCUGCGCUCCUCCAAACUGCAGAGACCCCUCGACACCUACCAGAGAGAGGUGCAAGACGAUAUGGAUAGUUAUCAGGAGGAAGAUCUCAGCUGUGUUAGAGAGCGAUGGUCUGAGGCCUUAAUCAAACGACGGGAAUACCUUGAUGAACAAAUCAAGAAGAUCAUCAACAAGCACGAGAAGUCAGAGGAAGAUGUCGAGCGGGAAGCCCGCCUGGUGGAACAAUGGGUCGGCCUGACCGAGGAGAGGAACGCCGUGCUCGUACCCGCACCUUCAAGUGGCAUCCCUGGGGCUCCUGCUCAAUGGACCCCACCUGCUGGAAUGGAAGCUCAUAUCCCAGUCCUCUUCCUGGAUUUGAAUGCUGAUAAUCUGACAGUGAAUGAGCAGUUGACGGGCCCACAUGCUGCAGGCGUUAACUCUAUCCUGCCCAAGGAGCAUGGAAGCCAGUUCUUCUAUCUCCCCAUCAUCAAGCACAGUGAGGAAGAGGUGUCAGUCGUGUGCUCCUGGGACUCCUCCAUUCAUGAUUCCGUGCAUCUCAAUCGUGUCACGUCUCCUCACGAGCGCAUCUAUCUGAUCCUCAAAGCCACGGUGCAGCUCAGCCACCCUGCCUCUAUGGAGCUGGUACUCCGCAAGAGGCUCGCCGUAAACAUCUACAACAAACAGAGUUUCACACAGAGUCUCAAAAGGAGAAUGUCCCUGAAGAACACGCUUUAUUCCUGUGGUGUGACCUACGAGAUUGUUUCCAACAUACCAAAGGCCUCAGAGGAGCCAGAGGAGAGAGAGACAUUAGCCCUCAUGGCUGCCCGUGCAGACAGCGAGGAGACUCAGGAUGGAGAAACCUACAUUGAGAAAUACACUCGGGGAGUUCUACAAGUGGAGAACAUCCUCAGCUUAGAGAGGCUGCGACAGGCUGUGACAGUGAAGGAGGCACUCGCUACUAAGGGAAGACAUCUCAGAAGAAGCCUCAGCACACCAAAUGUACAGCAUUCUUCCUGCAGUAAAACAGACCUGACUGGUGGUGAGGAUGAAGACCGAACAAUAUGUGAGGACCACUGUGAUCACGUUGACAGCUGCAAUCCUCAGGAUGGCUCUCUGUGCAGCACACCAGUCAAAAACAAGGAAGUACCAGUGUUGGUUCCAGAGAGUCCUACAUUCUUCAACUCCAGUCCCUUCAAGCUUCUAUCCCCUCAGCCGUCCAAGUUCCUCAAGUCCCUGCUGCCGGUCAAGGAGGAGAACAAGGUGAAGAAAGUCCUGGAGGCCCGACCACUGCUGGGACAAGAGAGCAUGUGCUCAUGUGUGGACAGCCCUGCACUGCUCCCCCCUCCCUGCCCCUGGCACAGACCCAGGGCAGGCAGCGAGGGCCACUGCAAGCCUUCCACCCCCACCUCCACCUCCACCCGCACCCGCAGACAGCUCAGCCACACACUGCCACAUGGCGCUCAGGAGUCCGAUGAGGAGGACACUGCAGUGAGCAUGACUCUCAGUCUGGACCGAGGCCCACAAGACCACGGCGGCGGCCUCCGGGCGUACAUCCCCGAAGACUUUGCCAACUUCGACAUCUACAACGCCACCCUUGAGAGCCGCGCCGACUUGAAGGAGACGAGAGAGGUGUCUCGGAGCCCCACCACCAGUAGCUGCACCAGUGGUUACUUUUCCCACAGCGCAUCAAAUGCCACGCUGUCCGACCUGCCUUUCAGUUCCAGUGAGAGUUCCGAUCAUCUCAGCUGCACCUCCAGAGAUUCCCAAGACGUGCCCGGAUGUCAUGCUGGAAGGGGAUACACGCAAGUAAAAGGUGCUCCCACUGGAAGUGAGGAACAGCAGCCGCUGACCCACCCUACUUCCUUACCCAUCAGUAUUCCUUGUGGGAAGCAAAGAACUUUCCCUCUGCCUCAAAACUGCAAUCUCAGUUGCAGUCAGGAGUUCACUGACUUUAAAGGCGCGGAUGAUGCUAUUGCAGAAGAGGAUUUGGGUGAUUUUACCAAGGGAUGGGCGCAAGAGGGUGUUGCUAUCGCCCCAAAACUGAAGACGAAUAAGACAGAAACGUGUGACUCCUCUGAUGUUGCUAGUAAUAUGAACAAUUCUGACAACGCCUCUGCUGCUUUACACAGAUAUCCUGUUUCAAGUAACGCUGUAAUUUGCACCAUCGCCCCGUCUCCAACCUCAGUUACCACUUCUGCGUCGCCGUCCGCAGUUACAUCUUUGCCCAAAGCCCCGACUCUCAGAGGAGGAGACCCUCCGAUCCACGAGCCGGCGCAGGGAGACGUGCCCCACGGCAGCCCCUGUCCCAGCCCCAACCCCAGCAGCACGGAGCCCUCGGGCGACUCCAGCGGGGAUGAGAGCACCCCCGUCGCCCAGCUCCCUGACUGGAUGGCGCCCGGGGAGCUAGUGUGGGUGGGGAAGAGACGAGGAACGGUCCACUACGUUGGAGGGGUCGAGUUCGCCAAGGGAAUCUGGGUUGGUGUGAAACUGGACCUAGCAGUGGGUAAGCACAAUGGUACGGUCCAGGGGAGAGUCUACUUCCGUUGUCCCCCAGGCCACGGCGUGUUCGUGAAGCCGUCUCGUCUGACGAGAGGUCCGCCUUCCAUGGACACAGAACCGACCACCCUCAUCAGAUAAGACACAAAGACAACAGUCUGGGCCACUGCUUGACUUCUUUGGCCAAAAUUCUGAUUUAGAGUUUUUGAGUCUAAUUGAAGCUAAUCACUGAAUAUGCACAUGCUCAUUAUGCACAUAUUUUUCAUAUGUUUUUUGUUUGUUUGUUUGUUUGUUUUUUAAUGAAAAACGUACACAUGGAAAUAUUAGCCACUUCAAUUUUCUUAAGAAAGCAUAUUUUUGUAUGGUGUGGGAAACAUAAUCCGCUGAGGCUCAUAUGAUGAUUAAUCUGGGAUAUGAAUAUUAAGAAUGUACUACUGUCAAUAAGCCUUGAUAUUUUCAUUGAUAUGUGAUAUGUCAGGAGCAACCAAAGAGUUUCAUAUCUGCUGUUAGGCGUUGCGUUGCAAAGGGCUGGAAACUUUCCAUGGGAGGUUCGACUAAGGAAUUUAGGGAAGAUUUCAUGAGUAUGAAUGGCAGUAAACUGGAAACUAUGGUUUUAUUAAUCCAAACUAUCAUAAUAAUGAACAUAUCACUGUCUUAAACAGCGUGCUGGCAAAUGUAUAUACAUUUUGAGAACAUUCAUUUUUACUUUCUAACAGGGUAGAAAAAUGCCCUUAACUGCUUGUUCUAACCUAGAUUAUGCUUUUAUCCAACCAAAUUUAAAUUGUAUAAUUCAUUGCCAUUUCCCCCCCAUUAAUUCAUGUUGAUUUCUAUUUUUAUUCCGUUCUUUAUUGAUAAAUUCCUAUGAAUUCCAGUGGCUUCCCCUGGAACGUUUCCAUCUUUGAAAAUUACCCGAAUUUUGCAUACCAUGUUCUACGUUAUGUUUUACAUACUGUAUGUGGAGGAAGACAGCAUAUACUGUAUAUCUGUAUGUGCGUAAAGUUUAGUGCCAUGUCUCAGUACGGAAUAAUCCCACAUAUCCUCAAGAUCAACAUGAAAACCUGCAUUGCCUUCACUUUGUGACGCUUGAAUUAUCCUGUUGAAGUACUGUAACACUGUGGAUCGAACAAUCCCCAAUCCAGCAUGAGAAUCGUGCUGUUUGUACGCUUGCACUGGAAAGGAUCCUCAGAGACGGUCGGUCUCGCGUACCGUAACCGACCGAGCGAAUUCUUACGUUUUCAACUGAGAAAACUCAAAAGCCGUAUGAUGUCAUCUAUGUAUGAAGAUGUUAUAGACUCUGUUCAGCACUUGGAUUUGAGGAUUUUAUAGGCUUUGUCCGGAAACGGGAUACAAUGAAGCCUGAUGUCCCUGCUUCCAUAAAGGUGGACACAUAACCUUAAAAAAAAAAAGUGUGUGUACCUGUGACAAUGUCUAUGUUUAUUAUGAUGACCCCAGUGGUUUUCUGGAUGCCACCUCGCCUUAUUCGGCUUGACUGAUGUGCAUACCUUUUUUUUUUAACUUGUGUGUCCAUGUGAAAUUGAUAUGUUGACUGACUGAUACAUAAUACCACAUGUUAUUAGCAGGUACUCAAUAAUGCAUUAUGUCCUAUUUAGGAUCGUAUGACAGUCCGAUGAACGGCAUCACGUUGGAGAGGACGAAGUUGUGCUGUACGAACGUGGCGAACUGCAGACAAAAAUGUUGUGAUGUAUCUAUAUAUAAUGUAUAUGUUCGAGUUGUAAAUGGAGGAUCUUUCUCUUCAGCUGCUCUCCAUUUUGGAGAUGUAAAUACAAGGUUGUUUUUUUUUAAAAAAAAUUAGUAUUUACGCUAUUAUAAUGUACAGAUUCGUAUUUAUGUUGUAUCACAAACUGUUUUAAUUGGUACAAAAAUUUUCUCAAAUAGAACAUUUACAAUCAACCCACCGUGUUGACUUUUCUGUUGAAUUGACUGAACAUUUGUUUUUUUUAGCAAUAGUAGGUCAUGUUCAUACAGUCGCUGUCUAAUGAAAAGCAUGUACUGUAUCUCCAAAUAGUUUGUUGUUAUUGUUGUUUUUUUCAAGCCGAAGCAAACAAAUUUAUUUGUUAAAAAAAAUUCAAAUAAAGAUUUUCUAUGUAAAAUGUCAAUAUUUUUUUAUACAUGCGACUGUGAUAAUUAAUACUGCAGCGUGUUACUUUCUGGACUGUAAAGUAUUAGGUUAUUUUGAACAAAAAAGCAUUUUGACUGCUUCUUCGCUGCAUGUAUUUUUGUAUUGAACGUCAAAUUUGUGUUUAUUCUGUCCAAUGAAAACCAUGCAUCUCCAAGUAGAUUUUUCUUUGUAUACCAAAUAAAAACAAAAUAAUUUGUAAAAUAGUAAACAGUUUUUUCAGAUUGAAAGUGACAAAAAUGGGUCGAUGCAUGCUUUUCAUUAAACAGCGACAGUAGUAGUAAAUAUACUUUGAUGAUACUUUUCAUACCGCAUUGCGAUUCCCUCUUGACUGCCCACAUUUUCGUAUUGAU